Molecule: messenger RNA, 354 nt
Organism: Helobdella robusta
Lineage: Eukaryota; Metazoa; Annelida; Clitellata; Rhynchobdellida; Glossiphoniidae
Exons: 1
Biological process (GO): regulation of transcription by RNA polymerase II; cell differentiation
Cellular component (GO): nucleus
Molecular function (GO): sequence-specific DNA binding; DNA-binding transcription factor activity, RNA polymerase II-specific
Source: RefSeq, a predicted model, not a curated record
GGUAGUGGUCCUAUUCAGCUCUGGCAAUUUUUAUUGGAACUUCUGAUGGAUGCAACGUGUCAGAAUUUCAUCUGCUGGACAGGUGAUGGGUGGGAAUUCAAAUUGACCGACCCAGACGAGGUGGCCAAAAAAUGGGGCGCCAGAAAGAACAAACCAAAAAUGAACUACGAAAAACUGAGCAGAGGCUUGCGUUAUUAUUAUGACAAAAAUAUCAUACAUAAAACAUCUGGCAAGAGGUAUGUGUACAGGUUUGUGUGUGACAUGGAGGGGCUGUUGGGUGGGUGUACACCAGGUAGACUCUUCCAAAUUUACGGAUUGACACCUCAGAGUGAUAAGGAGGGAGGAGAAAUGUGA